AUGGCUUCCGAUUCUUCUCCAACUAAUUUCAACAACGGACCUUCAUCCCCUGACGAUUCCCUUUCGAGCCCCAUCGGAAACACGUUCUCCUCUCCCGGCGGGAGACGCCGCCGCCGAUCUUCCACCCCGUCCGCAUUCGGAACGCCGACGAAUCGAUCUCGAUUCGCCCCCGCCGAUGCCACCCCAACUCCGUCACGCUCCAGGCAAAGAGGCAGCGGCGGCGGAGGAGGAGGAGGGCGCGUUCCUGCCACGCCCACCUCCACCACCGACGACGUGCCUGUGUCGUCCGAUGGCGGCGACAGCUACGACAUGUACGACGCCAGGCCUACCUUCGUGUGGGGUACGAAUAUUAGCGUAGAAGAUGUGAAUGACGCGAUUCAGAGGUUUCUGAGGGACUUCAGAGAACCUUCUUCGACGCAGGGUGAUGUUGACGGUUUGCAUUUGCAUACCGAAGGGAAGUAUGAGAAAUUAAUCAAAGAUGUGAUUGAAAUUGAAAGAGAUUAUCUCGACGUCGAUGCACGUGACGUGUUUGAUCAUGACCCUGAUUUGUACACCAAGAUGGUUAGGUAUCCCAUCGAGGUGCUUGCAAUUUUUGACUUGGUUUUGAUGAAUAUGGUUGGCCGAAUGAAACCCAUGUUCGAGAAGCACAUUCAAACUCGGAUUUUCAAUCUCAAAACCUCAACUUCAAUGAGAAAUUUGAACCCGUCUGAUGUUGAGAGGAUGGUUUCAUUGAAGGGAAUGAUCAUACGAUGUAGCUCUAUCAUACCGGAAAUUAGGGAAGCUAUAUUUAGGUGUCUUGUGUGUGGAUACUGCUCUGACCCAGUUACUGUGGAGAGAGGACGAAUUACCGAACCUACUAUAUGCUUGAGGGAAGAGUGUAAGUCCAGGAACUCCAUGACACUGGUUCACAACCGAUGCAGGUUUAAUGAUAAGCAAAUUGUGAGGCUCCAGGAGACCCCGGACGAGAUACCUGAAGGUGGAACACCUCACACAGUUAGCUUGCUGUUGCAUGACAAGCUCGUAGAUACUGGAAAGCCUGGUGACAGAGUUGAGGUGACUGGUAUUUAUAGGGCUAUGAGUGUCAGGGUUGGACCAACUCAGAGAACUGUUAAGUCAUUGUUCAAGACAUAUAUUGAUUGUCUUCACAUAAAAAAGGCUGAUAAGUCCAGGAUGCUGGUAGAGGACGCUAUGGAGGUUGAUAAUGGCAACCGCAAAAACGAAGAAGUUUUCUUUGAUGAAGAAAAAGUGGCUCAACUGAAGGAGCUCUCAAAGCAGCCAGAUAUAUAUGAAAAACUGACAAAGUCAUUGGCGCCAAACAUCUGGGAGCUUGACGAUGUGAAGAGAGGUCUUCUUUGUCAGCUUUUUGGUGGCAAUGCUUUGAAGUUGGCAUCAGGUGCUAGCUUCCGAGGUGAUAUAAAUAUUCUUCUUGUUGGUGACCCUGGGACGAGCAAGUCCCAGCUACUUCAAUACAUACACAAACUAUCUCCACGUGGCAUUUACACAAGUGGAAGGGGGAGUUCUGCCGUCGGAUUGACUGCUUACGUUACCAAGGAUCCUGAAACAGGCGAAACUGUUCUAGAGAGUGGUGCCCUAGUUUUGAGUGACCGAGGUAUCUGCUGCAUAGAUGAAUUCGACAAAAUGUCUGACAAUGCAAGGAGCAUGUUACAUGAGGUGAUGGAACAACAAACCGUUUCAAUUGCUAAGGCAGGUAUUAUUGCUUCCCUCAAUGCUAGGACUUCAGUGUUGGCUUGUGCAAAUCCAAGUGGGUCACGAUAUAAUCCUCGCUUGUCUGUCAUUGACAACAUACACCUUCCUCCCACUCUUCUGUCCAGGUUCGAUUUAAUUUACUUAAUUCUUGACAAAGCUGAUGAACAGACUGACAGACGACUUGCCAAACAUAUUGUUUCCCUACACUUUGAGAAUCCCGAGAACAUGGAGCAGGACGUGCUGGAUAUUUCUAUACUAACUGAUUAUGUGAGCUAUGCCCGAAAGCACAUAAACCCACAGCUGUCUGACGAAGCUGCUGAAGAAUUGAUUAGAGGUUACGUGAAAAUAAGGGAAAAGGGAAAUUUUCCUGGGAGUAGCAAGAAGGUGAUAACAGCAACACCGAGGCAGAUUGAGAGUCUGAUACGCCUUAGUGAAGCAUUGGCACGGAUUCGCUUCUCAGAAUGGGUUGAAUUGAGUGACGUAACGGAGGCAUUUCGGCUGCUGGAAGUUGCGAUGCAACAGUCUGCGACGGAUCCCUAUACAGGAGCUAUUGACUUGGAUCUUAUUACUACUGGGGUUUCGGCAAGUGAAAGGAUGAGACGUGAAAGUCUGUUAAAAGCAACCCGCAUCAUAAUCAUGGAGAAGAUGCCAAUUGGGGGACCAUCCAUGCGGUUAUUGGAGUUAUUGGAAGAAUUGAAGAAACAAAACACUGGCGGUGAAGUUCAUCUCACUGAUCUAAGGACUGCAAUUGAUACUCUCGUCAGCGAAGGAUUUGUUACCAUGCAUGGUGACAGCGUAAAAAGAUCAUGA
Gastrolobium bilobum is the source of this 2517-nucleotide messenger RNA. Its product is annotated as DNA replication licensing factor MCM4. Gene Ontology annotation, molecular function: ATP binding; ATP hydrolysis activity; single-stranded DNA binding. Gene Ontology annotation, biological process: mitotic DNA replication initiation; DNA strand elongation involved in DNA replication; double-strand break repair via break-induced replication. The transcript is spliced from 18 exons. Bases 1 to 2517 code for a protein of 838 amino acids. Gene Ontology annotation, cellular component: nucleus; MCM complex. NCBI's taxonomy places the organism in Eukaryota, Viridiplantae, Streptophyta, Magnoliopsida, Fabales, Fabaceae. The record is from RefSeq and is a predicted model, not a curated record.